CCACCUCCUAUCGUUUAGAUCGGCAGGUAGCCUGCGGUAUCAUCAUCAGAUCUAAGCGGCCCGAGAGCGCCGUAACUCCCGCCCCGACAGCACGAGCGCCCGGCGGCGGCGGACAGGGACGAUUUGGCACGCCGACAACAGGUCCAGGUCGACCGGAAGCGACUCUUAAGGUGCGCCCGCUUGUACUCCACCCGUCACGGACUUUUUCUCUCCCUCUCUGUGUGUCGGCCAAGAAAGUUAUUUGAGAAUAUGGAGAGCUCGAGCUUUCCUAGCAAGUUUGGCAUCGAUUCAAUCAUGACGCAGCACCCAAGUUCGUCCUCAGACUCAGAGAACAGUAACGACAGUAGCGCGAACAGUCCCGAACACCAGCCGGACACCAACACGACCACGACUGGCAGUCCUGUCGCAAACGGCACGCCGGAGUCGGGAGGGAACGUUAACGGGGACCAGGACGAGAACGCCUCGGCGCCGGCGCCACCUGUCCCCGCCCAGCCUCCAGCCCCGACCCGCACCACCUCCACCACGUCGUUCUUCAUCAAGGACAUCCUCAGCGACAGCCACAACAAUGUCCGGCGGGAGAAGAGGCCGUCUCCUACCGACGACGACAGAAUGGACGGCCCGCUGCAGGACAAGUUCGACACCGACGACACCAGCACGUCCCUACACGACGCCAAAAGCGACAUUGACGACAAAUCCGAAGACAUGAAAGACUCAAAAGGAAAGGACGACUCUGAGAUUUCUUCAAGUCGGGACAGCCCUCACCACCUGAAGCCGAAGAAGCCUCGCAAGGCGCGCACAGCCUUCACGGACCAUCAGCUGGCCCAGCUUGAGCGCAGCUUCGAGAGACAGAAGUACCUGUCUGUACAGGACAGGAUGGAGCUGGCCGCCUCUCUCAACCUCACCGACACACAGGUCAAGACGUGGUACCAGAACAGAAGGACGAAGUGGAAGCGGCAGAACGCGCUGGGUCUGGAGCUGUUGGCGGCGGAAGGGAACUUCACGGCCGUACAGAGGAUGUUCCCUCCCCCGUUCUACUACCACCCGAGCCAGGGCAUCGUCUCCAACAUGGACGCCAUGUACCUGCACCGGUCCCCGUCCGUCGCCUCGCUACAGAGACCGGUCCUGCCUCGGUUCUUCCUGCACGGACUACAACAGCACGUCUCGCACCUCCCACCGAACUGCCACGUCUGAACCUACGGGGGAAAGGCGCGUCCCCCACCGAAGACUUUCCCACAUCCAUCCGAUAAAUGUUAAAACUACGUGACCGAACACUGCAAGCGGCAACUUUGCCGUACGACCGCGGGUGAAGAUACGGGGAGAGACGUCCUCGCCCCCGAGAACUUCUGAGACUCUGUCCGAGGUACUGAAUAAAAAAUCCACGAAGAUUGUAUCAAGUUUUAUACAAGAAACAAACGGUAUGUUUCAACACCUCUUGAACCACUGAAGGAAGAAAAAAGAGAAAGCAAGAAUUGUACAGGGACGUUGCAAAUGUAAAUAAUCAUGCAAAAGAGGGCUUCUUUGUUGACAAAUAUAUAUUUACCUUACCGCACACGAAUGUUUACAUGAAACGUUGGCAACACUUCUAAAACAUUGCUAUCUAUGCCGCACUUUCAAACAAAAUACUCAUCUAUUCAACUGAUUAUGCAACAUGGAAGAAACUGUCCAUUGCGUAUUUUCAUACCUAUGUAGUAAAUGUACAACAUUGGUUGCUUUUUUCAGGAAUUUUGUCGACCAUUUUUCAAAUAAUUUUUUUCAGUAUUGUUUUUCUUUGACAUAAUUUUCACUGGUUACCAAAAUGUAUGAACAAAUCGGAGAAAUUUUAUUAUAUCCCUGUCAUUUUCAUGAUAUCAUAUUGAUAAAGAUUAUGCGGAGUAUAUUAUUUCUAAGAUACGCUACUAUUUCAUAACAUAAAAAGAUCUGCUCUGUAUAUCAAGAAUGUGUCAAGAAAUUGCCAGCGUAUAUAGAUAUGAUGAUGAUAUGUAUAUAAUCGUCAUGAUUCUGUUGCACAAAUACUUUGUUAUUACAAGCGACACUUCGAGGUCAUAUUAAUUUAUUUUUUAUUACGUUUUCCCAGAAGACGUGUAAAUAUAAGGUAUGAAAUUGGACUUUUGUUGUCUUUGUUUCUAAGUAUAU
Messenger RNA from Branchiostoma belcheri (Belcher's lancelet), 2133 nucleotides. RefSeq names its product barH-like 1 homeobox protein. Gene Ontology annotation, cellular component: nucleus. The transcript has 3 exons. NCBI's taxonomy places the organism in Eukaryota, Metazoa, Chordata, Leptocardii, Amphioxiformes, Branchiostomatidae. The coding region runs from base 250 to 1191 and encodes 313 amino acids. Gene Ontology annotation, molecular function: RNA polymerase II transcription regulatory region sequence-specific DNA binding; DNA-binding transcription factor activity, RNA polymerase II-specific. Gene Ontology annotation, biological process: regulation of transcription by RNA polymerase II. The record is from RefSeq and is a predicted model, not a curated record.